This is a messenger RNA of Guyanagaster necrorhizus, 401 nucleotides long. RefSeq lists its product as uncharacterized. Bases 28 to 219 code for a protein of 63 amino acids. The record is from RefSeq and is a predicted model, not a curated record. NCBI's taxonomy places the organism in Eukaryota, Fungi, Basidiomycota, Agaricomycetes, Agaricales, Physalacriaceae. The transcript is spliced from 3 exons.
GUCUGAUACUAUUUCUCCAGCAUUACAAUGUCUGCUCCAGAAACCAAAUUCGCACCUACUCAAUCCUCUUCCGUCCUCGGUGGACAGAUCGUCGGUCGCUCCGAGCGUCAGGCUGCCCCUCCCGCAGCCGUGAAGCUUCGUCUUGACCUUAACCUUGAGGUUGAGAUCGCCAUCCAGGCUAAGGUCAACGGCGACAUCACCUUGUCGCUCCUUGAGUAAAUGCGCCACGCGUAUGGGGAGUCAGAGGCGGAGUGCAUUCCUCGGAUUGAGGGGUCAGGUCACGUCGAUUACAUUCUUCCCAUCCUCCGUUUCCCUACCUACACUGUAGUAUUUUCGGGCGUUGUUAUACCUACGAGAUAUCAAUAUCAGUGUCCAUGUUUUGGGAUCAUUUUAUUCUGCUC